CCGGAUUUGGGGCCAGAGCACGCACUCGCGACCCCGCAUGCGCAGAGCUGGGAGCCAGCCUCCAGGACUACAGCCCCCAGCGGAGCCGCAAAGUGGCCGCAGGCGCGGAGCCGCUGACGCCAUCUUGAAAUCUGAUCCUCAAUCUCUGAGCCUUUGUGUCAGCAGCGAGUGGCCGCUACUGCACCGAAGACCCAGCCUGCUAAAAGGGGAGGACGUUGAGGACGCGGCGGCUGGAGGGAGAGACAGCUGUAGGAGACUUGGCAGGUUCCGCACGCGGCCUGCGCCGCUGUCACUCAGCAUCCCCCUGAAGCAUUUCUACGUCCGCUCCCGCCCUGAGGGGCGGGGCUGCCACUCUGGUACCCAGAGCCCGCGUGCGGGUGGCGGAGCUGCGCCUGCAGAGUGGAGACCCUCCGGACUGUGUCAUGCCAGCUGGAGACCCCCGGGGCAGGAGACCGAGCGCAACCAAGAACGAGUGAGUGAUCUCUGAGCAGCCGCCGCCUUGGGGGAAGCUCGGCGGCACCCUCUAGGAGGGAAGAUGAAGGAGAUUUGCAGAAUCUGUGCCCGGGAGCUGUGUGGAAACCAGCGACGCUGGAUCUUCCACACAGCGUCCAAGCUCAACCUGCAAGUUCUGCUUUCUCACGUCCUGGGCAAGGAUGUCUCCCGCGAUGGCAAAGCCGAGUUUGCUUGCAGCAAGUGUGCUUUCAUGCUUGAUCGGAUCUAUAGAUUCGACACGGUUAUAGCCCGGAUCGAAGCCCUUUCUAUUGAGCGCUUGCAAAAGCUUCUGCUGGAGAAGGAUCGCCUCAAGUUCUGCAUUGCCAGCAUGUAUCGGAAGAAUAACGAUGACUCUGGCGCCGACACCAAGGCGGGGAAUGGAACGGUUGACAUUUCCGGCUUACCGGAUGUCAGAUACUCUGCACUGCUCCAGGAAGACUUUGCCUAUUCAGGGUUUGAGUGCUGGGUGGAAAAUGAAGAUCAGCUUCAGGAGCCACACAGCUGCCAUACUUUUGAAGGCCCUGGAAACCGACCCAGGAGAUGCCGUGGUUGUGCAGGUUUGCGGGUUGCUGAUUCUGACUAUGAAGCCAUUUGUAAGGUGCCUCGAAAGGUGGCCAAAAGUAUCUCCUGUGGCCCUUCUACUAGGUGGUCUACCAGCAUUUGCACAGAAGAACUAGCUUUGUCUGAGGCAGGACCACCGGACUUAACAAGCACAAAGGUAGCCCCAGAUGGAGAAAGCAUGGAGGAAGGGACACCAGGUUCCUCUGUGGAGUCUUUGGAUGCAAGUGUGCAGGCUAGUCCUCCACAACAGAAGGAUGAGGAAGCUGAGAGAAGUGUAAAGGAACUUGUAAAGUGUGACUGUUGUUUAGAUGAACAGGCUCCACAGCAUCUGUGUAACCACAAGCUGGAGCUAGCUCUUAGCAUGAUUAAAGGUCUUGAUUAUAAGCCCAUCCAGAGCCCCCGAGGCAGCAAGCUUCCUAUUCCAGUGAAAUCCAGCCCACCUGCAGCCAAGCCUGGCCAUAACAUGACAGAUGGAGUUAGUUCCGGUUUCCUUAACAGGUCUUUGAAACCCGUUCACAAGACAGCUGUGAGUUAUCCCUUGGAGAUUACAGACCUGCAGGAGCUGUGGGAUGAUCUCUGUGAAGAUUAUUUGCCACUCCGGAUCCAGCCCAUGACAGAAGAGCUACUCAAACAUCAAAAGCUGAAUUCAAAUGAGACCACUGUAACUCAACAGCAUGUAUCUGAUUCCCAGUUAGUUGAACUCCAAGAAAAAAUCCAGCAAACAGAGGCCACCAACAAGAUUCUUCAGGAGAAACUAAAUGAAAUGAGCUUUGAACUAAAGUCUGCUCAAGAGUCAUCUCAGAAGCAAGAUGGUACAAUUGAAAGCCUCAAAGAAACCCUGAAAAGCAGGGAAAGUGAGACUGAGGAGUUGUACCAGGUGAUUGAAGGUCAAAAUGACACAAUGGCAAAGCUUCGAGAAAUGCUACACCAAAGCCAGCUUGGACAGCUUCACAGUUCAGAGGGUACUUCCCCAGCUCAGCAACAGGUGGCUCUGCUUGAUCUUCAGAGCACUUUAUUCUGCAGCCAGCUUGAAAUACAGAAACUUCAGAGGGUGGUAUGCCAGAAAGAACGCCAACUGGCUGACGCCAAACGAUGCAUGCAGUUUGUAGAGGUUACAGCACAUGAGAGAGAACAGCAGAAAGAGGCUUCGUGGAAACAUAACCAGGAAUUAAGAAAAGCCUUGCAGCAACUACAAGGAGAACUGCAGAGUAAAAACCAACAACUUCAUACCCUGGAGGCUGAAAAAUACAAUGAGAUUCGAACCCAAGAGCAGAACAUUCAACACCUAAACCAUAGCCUGAGUCACAAAGAGCAGCUGCUGCAGGAAUUUCGGGAGCUCCUGCAGUAUCGGGAUAACUCAGACAAAACCCUUGAAGCAAAUGAAAUGUUGCUUGAGAAACUUCGGCAGCGGAUCCAAGAUAGAGACACUGCUCUAGAGCGAGCUAUCGACGAAAAGUUCUCUGCUCUGGAAGAAAAAGAAAAAGAACUACGUGAACUUCAUCUUGCUAUUAGAGAGCGAGAUCAUGACUUAGAAAGACUGCGCGGUGUCCUCUCCUCCAAUGAAGCUACCAUACAAAGUAUGGAGAGUCUCCUGAGGGCCAAAGGCCUGGAAGUGGAACGAUUAUCUGCUACCUGUCAAAAUCUCCAGUGGCUGAAAGAAGAAAUGGAAACCAAAUUUGGCCAUUGGCAGAAGGAACAAGAAAGUAUCAUUCAGCAGUUACAGACAUCUCUGCAUGACAGGAACAAGGAAGUGGAGGAUCUUAGUGCAGCAGUGCUCUGCAAGCUUGGACCAGGGCAGAGUGAAAUAGCUGAUGAGCUGUGCCAGCGUCUACAUCAAAAGGAAAGGAUGCUGCAGGACCUUCUAAAUGAUCGAAACAAGCAAGCCAUGGAACAUGAAAUGGAGAUUCAGGGUCUGCUUCAGUCCAUGAGCACCAGGGAGCAGGAGAGCCAAGCUGCUGCAGAGAAGAUGGUACAAGCCCUAAUGGAAAGAAAUUCAGAAUUACAGGCCCUGCGCCAGUAUUUAGGAGGGAAAGACUUCAUGACGUCCCAAGCACUUAUGUCUAACCAAUCGGCUGAAGUUACCGCCAUUGGCCUCCAUCUUGGAGGGCAACCUGAUCAAGAUUCAAUGCAGAUACCCUCCAGAGAUGACAGUGCUUGUUUGACUGCCAAAGGGGAUUCCAGCAUACCUAGGUCCACAUUAGGAGAUUUGGGUACCGUUGCAGGGAUGGAAAAAGAACUGAGUAAUGCCAAAGAGGAACUUGAACUCAUGGCUAAAAAAGAAAGGGAAAGUCGGAUGGAACUUUCUGCUUUACAGUCCAUGGUGGCUGUGCAAGAGGAAGAGCUGCAGGUGCAGGCUGCUGAUAUGGAGUCCCUGACCAGGAACAUCCAGAUUAAAGAAGACCUCAUAAAGGACCUGCAGAUGCAACUGGUUGAUCCUGAAGACAUACCAGCUAUGGAAUGCCUGACCCAAGAAGUCUUACUUCUUCGGGAAAAAGUUGCUUCAGUAGAAUCUCAGGGUCAAGGAACUUCAGGAAGCCGAAGACAACAAUUGCUCCUGAUGCUGGAAGGACUGGUAGAUGAACGGAGUCGUCUCAAUGAAGCCUUACAAGCAGAGAGACAGCUCUAUAGCAGUCUGGUGAAGUUUCAUGCCCAUCCAGAGAGCUCUGAGAGAGACCGAACUCUGCAGGUGGAACUGGAAGGGGUCCAGGUGUUACGCGGUCGGCUAGAAGAAGUUCUUGGAAGAAGCCUGGAACGCUUAAGCAGGCUGGAGACCCUGGCCGCCAUUGGAGGUGCAGCUGCAGGGGACGACACUGAAGAUGCGAGUACUGAGUUCACUGACAGUAUUGAGGAGGAGGCUGCACAAAACAGCCACAAGCAAAUCAUCAAGGUGGCUUUGGAGAAAAGUCUAGCAGCUGUGGAGACCCAGAACAUAUCUCUUCCUCCUCCUUCCCCAACAGGAGGGGACAGUAACAGGGGUCUUCAGGAGGAAAUGCUCCACCUGAGGGCUGAGAUUCACCAGCACUUAGAGGGGAAGAGAAAAGCUGAGGGGGAACUGAAGGAGCUAAAGGCUCAAAUCGAGGAAGCAGGAUUCUCCUCUGUGUCCCACAUCAGGAACACCAUGCUGAGCCUUUGCCUUGAGAAUGCAGAGCUGAAGGAACAGAUGGGAGAAGCAAUGUCUGAUGGAUGGGAGAUGGAGGAAGACAAGGAGAAGGGCGAGGCGAUGGCGGAGACUGUGGUAGCCAAAGGGGAUCUGAAUGAGAAUAGCCUUCAGGCUGAGUUUAGGAAGCUCCAGGGAAAACUGAAGAAUGCCCACAGCAUCAUCAACCUCCUCAAUGAGCAGCUGGUGCUGAGCAGCAAGGAAGGGAAUAGUAAAAUUACUCCAGAGUUCCUCAUGCAACUGGCCAGGAAGAUUGACAGAAUAAACAAAGAGCUGGUUUGGUCUCCUGGGAAGCAUCAAUGCCAUGAGGAGGAAGAUGCAACUAUGAGGCCCUGCCGAAGACCCCAGAGCCUUGAACUUGGGGCUGCCCUCUCAGCGGAUGCCCACCAAAUGGAUAACCUGUCCCAAGCCAGUGACCCUGGGCCUCAGGCAGAAUUUAGCUUCCCGGGAUCCACCAAGCACCUGCGCUCACAGCUGGCACAGUGCAAACAACACUACCAAGACCUCCAGGAGAAGCUACUGAUAUCGGAAGCCACAGUCUUUGCCCAGGCCAACCAGCUGGAGAAAUACAGAGUCAUGUUUAGUGAAUCUUUGGUGAAGCAGGACAGCAAGCAGGUCCAGGUUGACCUCCAGGAUCUGGGCUAUGAGACAUGUGGCCGAAGUGAGAAUGAGGCUGAGCGGGAGGAGACAACCAGCCCUGAGUGUGAAGAACAUGGCAGCCUCAGGCAAACAGUCCUGAUGGAGGGAUUGAGUUCUGAGCAGGAGCGCCUGGGCUUGGCACUAACGAGUCCCCCCAGGAAGAAGCCCCUGGAGAGGCAGCUAGGGAAGCAGAAGGAGUUCCAGGCAUAUGGACAGUCAGAAGACAUCUCUGUCCUACAGAAGGACAUCAAAGAUCUAAAGGCCCAGCUGCUGAAUGCCAGCAAGGUCAUUCAAAACCUCAAGAGCCGGGUACGAUCCCUCUCGGUUACAAGUGAUUAUUCAUCUAGUCUGGAAAGACCCCAAAAGCUGAAGGCCUUCGGCACCCUGGAGGGGUCUUCACCUCAUAGAUCCACUGAUGAAGAUGAAGGGUGGCUGUCUGAUGGCACUGGAGCUUUCUACCCCCCAGGGCUUCAGGCCAAAAAGGAUCUAGAGAGUCUCAUCCAGAGAGUGUCACAACUGGAGGCCCAGCUCCCGAAAACUGGACUGGAGGGGAAGCUGGCAGAGGAGCUGAGGUCAGCUUCAUGGCCUGGGAAAUAUAAUUCCCUGAUUCAGGAUCAAGCCCGAGAACUAUCUUACCUACGGCAGAAAAUACGAGAAGCGAGGGGUAUCUGUUACCUUCUCACCCAGCAUGUGAAAGAUGCAAUAAAAUCUUUCGAAGACCUCCUAAGGAGUAAUGACAUUGACUACUACCUGGGGCAGAGCUUUCGGGAGCUACUUGCCCAGGGAAGCCAGCUGGCAGAGAAGCUCACCAGCAAACUCAGCACCAAGGAUCAUAAAAGUGAGAAGAAUCAAGUAGGACUUGAGCCACUGGCCCUCAGGCUCAGCAGGGAGCUGCAGGAGAAGGAGAAAGUGAUUGAAGUCCUGCAAGCCAAACUGGAUGCCAGGUUCCCAACCCCCUCCAGCAGCCAGGCCUUAUCUGACUCCCACCGCUCUCCCAGCAGCAUGUCCUUUCUGUCUGAUGAGCUGGAAGCCUGUUCUGACAUGGACACAGCCAGCGAGUAUACACACUGUGAAGAGAAGAAAGCUUUCCCUAGUCACUCAGAUUCCAUCCAUCAUUCGAGUCAUUCUGCUGUAAUGUCUUCUAAACCAUCAUCAACCAGUGCAUCUCAGGAGGCUAAGGCCGAAUCCAGCAGCAACCCCAUCAGCUUGCCAACUCCCCAGAAUCCCCCCAAGGAGGCCAACCAGGCGCAUCCAGGCUUUCAUUUUAACUCCAUGCCCAAGCUGAGUAGCUUCCCCCUGGCUGUGUUGCCCUCAGCUUCACCCAACUUCCUGCCCUUCAGCUCCCCUGGCCCUCCCCUCCUUGGCUGCUCUGAGGCACUGGGGUUCUCCUUGGCCGAGGCUCAACAGGAGCUGCAGCUGCUGCAGAAGCAGCUGGGAGAAAGUGUCAGCACUGGCCCUCCUGCUUCCCUGGCUACAUUGCCAAGUAAUCAUUUGGAAGCCAGCUCUUCCCACCACCUCAACUCUGCCCAGCCCCACUCUCCUCUGAGGGGCACCAGAGACCUGGACAGAAUCCUGGAACCUGGGUACCUGGGCAGCAGUGGACCAUGGGACAUGAUGAGACCUCAGAAAGGGAGUGUAUCUGGGGACUUAUCCAUAGGCUCCUCUAUGUACCAGCUUAACUCCAAACCCACAGGAGCUGACCUGCUGGAGGAGCAUCUGGGUGAAAUCCGGAACCUGCGCCAGCGCCUGGAGGAGUCCAUCUGCAUCAACGACCGCCUGCGGGAACAGCUGGAAUACCGGCUCAGCUCCACUGCCCGCGAAAGUGGAUCCUCCACUAACUUCUGCAGUCAGGGCCUGGACUGUAUCCCUCAGCUCUACAAUGAGAACAAGGUCCUCAGGGAAGAAAACCGGAGCCUUCAGGCUCAGAUGAAUCACAUUUCCCGAGAGCACUCCCAGGAAACUGAAUGCCUGAGGGAUGCUCUGCGAUCCUCACGAUCCCGGCUUCAAGAGGUGGAAAUGGAGCUGGAGCACCAGAAGGUGGAACGGCGGCAGCUUUUGGAGGACUUGAAGGAGAAGCAGAAGGAGGUCUUGCAUUUCCGGGAGGAACGGCUAUCCCUCCAGGAGAAAGAUUCCUGGCUGCAGCACAAGCUGACCCUCCUGCAGCAACAGUGUGAAGAGAAACAGCAGCUCUUCCAGUCCCUUCAGUCUGAGCUACAGAUCUAUGAGGCCCUUUAUGGCAAUUCCAAGAAGGGGUUGAAAGGUUACAACUGGGAUGCCUGUCACCAAGUCCCCUUGAGCAGUGACUUGAGCCACCUGGUGGCAGAGGUACGAGCUUUGAGAGGGCAGCUGGAGCAGAGCAUUCAGGUGAACAAUUGUCUGCGGCUGCAGCUGGAGCAGCAGCUGGAUGGCAGAGCAGACAAAGCCCACCUCAGCCCCUCUUCUGUUACCCAGAACUUCCCAGCCAACACGGACCCUGGGGACAAGCAGCUACUCUUCCAAGAUUCAGUGUCUUCCCCUCCGGUUCGGGAUGUUGGCAUGAGUUCUCCAACUCUGGUCUUCCCCAGUUCUUCCUCUGCUCCUGGCUCAGAGACUUCCGUCUUCAGUAGGACAAAUGAGUUGGGUCUAGAUGCUUCUCCAGUAGUGAAGAACCCUCCCAAGCUAGAGGGUGAUGCUACUGAUGGCUCCUUUGCCAAUAAGCAUGGUCGCCAUGUCAUUGGCCACAUCGAUGACUACAGUGCCCUAAGACAACAGAUUGGAGAGGGAAAACUGCUGGUCAAAAAGAUAGUGUCUCUCAUGAGAUCAGCAUGCAACUUCCCUGGCCUUGAAGCUCAAGGCACAGAGAUGCUCAGCAGUGAGCGUGCCCAUGAGCUUCGGAGCAGCACCCGUGCCCUGCACCACACCUUGGAGGAGUCCACCUCCCUCCUCACCACGUUCUGGCGUGCGGCUUUGCCAGACGCCUGCAACCCUGCUCAGCCUGGCAAAGUGGGAGAGUCAAUGAAAAGGGAACUUCUGGAACUGAGAACCAAACUCUCCAAACAUGAGAGCCUCCUUCAGAGCACAACUGAGCGACUGAAGACUGCCAACCAGCAGAAGGAGAGCCUGGAGCAGUUUAUCUUCAGCCAGUUGACCAGGACACAUGAUGUUUUGAAGAAGGCAAGGACUAAUUUAGAGGUAAAAUCCCUACGGGCUCUACUGUGCACUCCAGUCUUGUGACCCUUGCCUUCCAGGAGCCAUGCAAGAAGCGAAGCCACCAGAGGUCCUUAAAACGGC
Trichechus manatus latirostris (Florida manatee) is the source of this 8119-nucleotide messenger RNA. Its product is annotated as myomegalin. Gene Ontology annotation, biological process: centrosome cycle; regulation of Golgi organization; positive regulation of microtubule nucleation. NCBI's taxonomy places the organism in Eukaryota, Metazoa, Chordata, Mammalia, Sirenia, Trichechidae. The coding region runs from base 536 to 8062 and encodes 2508 amino acids. The transcript has 40 exons. The record is from RefSeq and is a predicted model, not a curated record. Gene Ontology annotation, cellular component: Golgi apparatus; centrosome. Gene Ontology annotation, molecular function: molecular adaptor activity.